UUCCUCGCGAGUGCGAGAGAGACGGCGCUACCGGCGACGUGCUGCCCCACCUUUCGAUAAUCGUAAUCGGAGUGCCGCCGCGCCGCGGCACGGCAAGGCAAGACGAGGAGGCGACACGCAGUCACGCAGUCGCACUCCGUCACUCCGACACUCCGCCUCGAAAUGUGGAAGAUAGUGCUUCUCCUGGCCGCCCUGUCCUCGGCGCAGGGCUCCGAGACAUGGGACAAGCCCGGACUUGAGCCUUCGGAGGCGAGACCCAUCCCACAGGACCUGUCCGGCCUGCGCAUCGUGGGCGGCGACGAGGCCGCCCCGGGCCAGUUCCCCCACCAGGUGGGCAUCUGGAUCCUCCUGGGACGCAGCAGGAACUUCUGCGGGGGCUCCAUCAUCUCGGACAGGGUGGUCGUCACCGCGGCCCACUGCGCCACUCGCGGCACCAACUUCACCGUGGUGGCCGGCGCGCACGCCAUCCUGGACGAGAGCGAGCCCAGCCGGCAGGAGGUGCAGGCGGACGCCAAGCUGGUGCACGAGCGCUUCAACAAGGAGGAGCAGCUGGCCAACGACAUCGCGCUGCUGCGCCUCGAGAAGCCCCUUGUGUUCAACGACCGCGUCCAGCCCGUGCGGCUGCCGCGCGCCGCCCACAAGUCCUUCUGGCGCUCCAAGGUGCUCAUGAGCGGAUGGGGCCACAACACGACCGACGCGGAGGACAUCUCGCCCAAGCUGCGCUUCGUGCAGAACCGCGUGGUGUCCAACCUGUACUGCCGCGCGCGCUACUUCAUGAAGCACGUCAGGGACUCCAACAUCUGCGUGUCCGGCUGGUGGAAGAAGGGGACCUGCCAGGGCGAUUCGGGCGGCCCCAUGGUGGUCACCGAGUCCGACGGCAAGCCCACCCUGGUGGGGCUCACCUCCUUCGGCAUCAAGUUCGGCUGCGAGGUGUCCUGGCCCAACGUGUUCACGCGCGUCACUUCGUACCUGGACUGGAUCCGCGAGGGCAUGGACAAGCUGAGCGGGAAUUAAAGCGCCACGCGCCACGCUCACGCCUGGCUGCGACGCAGCAACGAG
Messenger RNA from Thrips palmi, 1059 nucleotides. RefSeq names its product brachyurin-like. Bases 163 to 1014 code for a protein of 283 amino acids. The record is from RefSeq and is a predicted model, not a curated record. NCBI's taxonomy places the organism in Eukaryota, Metazoa, Arthropoda, Insecta, Thysanoptera, Thripidae. Gene Ontology annotation, molecular function: serine-type endopeptidase activity. Gene Ontology annotation, biological process: proteolysis. The transcript has 7 exons.